This is a messenger RNA of Ectocarpus siliculosus, 1770 nucleotides long. Lineage: Eukaryota; Phaeophyceae; Ectocarpales; Ectocarpaceae. The record is from the annotation of a GenBank genome assembly.
AUGGCUGAAUAUCUAUCGGCAGCGCAUUAUGACGUCUUCACCAACUCUUCGCAGUUCAUGGCGAUCUACGACUCCGACAAGGAAAUGUUCGUCGAACUCAAUGGUGCCCUGAAGACGAGAAUGGGGUCGGCGCCGAUGGGCACGAUCAAAGUACUUGUUACCUCAGAAAAAGCCAUUUACCUAACGCUUUCGGGAAUCCCCUGUCGUUUACAAAAAAUAGUCAAUCUUACACCACAUGUUCACAUAGUGGAAAUCUUUCCGGCCCACACCAAGACGUGGGAGCAGAGCUCGGACCUUGUGCAACUCACGGACCUCACUUCGGACGGCGUGUGGGAGUGGUUCCCCCCUCUCAACUUUGAGUACAUGAGUCAGCGAUACUGGGACAUUCUGGGGUACGACCAGAAGGAGAUGCAUGAGAAACAAAACGCGUGGAUGGACCUCAUCCAUCCAGAUGACCUGCAAAGAGUGCUGAAAAUGAGCGACGACCACGUGGAGUCAAAGGGAAACGUGCCGUACCACGCAACGGUGAGGUACACGCACAAGAACGGCAACGAAGUUUUUGUGUUGUGCAGAGGAACCAUCGUAGACUGGUUACCGGACGGCACGCCGUGGAGAAUGCUGGGAACACACACCGACGUCACGGACAUUGUCAAGAAAGACGCCGUCGAAGCACAGUCCGUGUUCAUCGCAAGAAUGUCUCACGAGAUAAGGUCACCCAUUUGCUCAAUUUUAAAUGAGUGCGAGCUGCUCCAAAACGAAGCGCAGACCAGCGUCAUCUCGAGGACGUGUCAGCAACUCAUUGCUCUCACGGACGACAUUCUUUCCCUAGGAGAUUCAAAAUCGAAUGCGUUGCAACUCGAGCAGAAAGAGGUCAUCCUCCAAAGUGUACUGAGCCAGUGCAACAAGAGGCAUCGUCUCGAGGCUAAGAAGAAGGGCAUUCGUGUCAAGCUAUCGAUGGGGGAUUUACCAGACAUUGUUCUCAUGGAUGAGACGCGCUUCAAUCAGAUCCUGGACAACCUCAUGAACAAUGCCAUCAAAUACUCUGAUUCUGGUGCAAUCACAAUCGACGUCGAUUAUGACUACGAUGACCACGUGUGCGAGAUACGUGUGCAGGACCAUGGUCACGGCAUCCCGGCCGCCAUGCACGCGAAGGUGUUCGAAGAGUUCGUGCAGGGUGACAAGACCAUGCAAGGUGCCGGCAUUGGCCUCACCCUGACUAAAACCAUGUCUAGCCUCAUGGGCGGGGAUGUUGUAAUAGAAGACUCGAAGGAGGGCGUUGGGACCACUAUGCUGUUCACGUCCAUUCUACCUCUGCCGGACGACGGCGCUUGUUCGGAUAAAAAGAAGCGGUGCGUGGUUAACAUUCUCAUUGUCGACGACAUGCGAACCAACCGAUCCAUCUUGACCAGACGUCUAGCGUGCAUGGAAAAGUUGGGGAUCAGGCACACGCAAAUCACAGAGGCUGUGGAUGGUCGUGACGCGUGUGAAAAGUUUGUGGCGGGCAACGGAGACUUCCAGCUCAUUCUCAUGGACUGCCUGAUGCCCGUCCUCGACGGUUUUGAGGCCACGUCCACGAUACACAACCAUUGCGCCAGGAUGGGAAUCGAACCCGUGCCGGUCGUAGCGGUCACCGCGAGUGUCAGCUCUGACAUACGCGAAAAGUGCCUGAACCACGGGAUGAAGUUCGUUGUAACGAAACCAUAUACGGAGCAGGAUUUGCUUCUGUCUGUUCAAGCUUGCCUUCAAAACUCCAUUAAAUAUGUCACAUGA